Lotus japonicus is the source of this 2606-nucleotide messenger RNA. RefSeq lists its product as uncharacterized. Gene Ontology annotation, molecular function: lipid binding. The transcript is spliced from 8 exons. The record is from RefSeq and is a predicted model, not a curated record. Lineage: Eukaryota; Viridiplantae; Streptophyta; Magnoliopsida; Fabales; Fabaceae. The coding region runs from base 282 to 2327 and encodes 681 amino acids.
UCAGAAAUGGGAUGUCGAUCAUGAAUGAAACUCCAGCUCCAUAUUUUGUUGAUUAUCCACGUAGUCGUGAUUCUGAGGCCAUAAAUCUAGCUUCCAAUUCCGUUCAACGCUUUUCCUCUCUCCCUUUCAUGCACUUUUCUUCACUUCCAUUUCCAUAACCAUUCUUCUCCAACACCCAAACCUGGAACGAACAACCAUCAUAAUUCAUCACCAUUAUUAUUCAUGUUCCAAUUCAAUAAUGCUAUUGCAACAAUCUUCCACUGUGCAUCAUCUCACUCUAGAUGAUUCUUCAACAAUCUUCUUCCACCUUCCACUUCCAAUUCUCUCACAUUUUCUGCCCCUGCAACAACACCACCAUCACUCAUGAAGUAGUGAACGCUUUCGCCGCAUUCCCAAUCUCCAGAAGGAGAAGAAACCGCUUCAUUUCAAUUUCAAAUUCUGGGUAUCGCAGCAAAUUCCGAAGAAAACCAACCCUCACCUUCUGUGCCCUUUCCAACCGGAAUUUGAACGCCGAAUUCGCGAGAAGGGUCGUUCUGAACCGGAUUCCCAAUGAAUUUGAAGGUGAACGCGGUGAUGAUACCAGCGAGGAGUUGCAGGAAUCGCCAGUUCAAUUGGGUUCCAAUUUCACUACUAGAUUCCAAGAAGACCCGCUUGUGGAUAAGCUCAGAACUCAAUUGGGGGUGAUUCACCCGAUUCCAUCGCCUCCGAUUAACCGCAACGUGGUUGGUUUGUUUGUGUUCUUUUUCUUUGUUGGGGUUGUGUUUGAUAAGCUCUGGACUUCAAGGAGGAACAAGGUUAACAGUGAGGAUAGUUUGCGUGGUGUGUGGCCUCAGGUGCCUACUAGCUUCUCUUUGUUUUUGGAGAAGGAUUUGCAGAGGAAGGAGUCUGUGGAAUGGGUCAACAUGGUGCUGGGGAAGCUCUGGAAGGUUUAUAGAGGUGGGCUUGAGAAUUGGAUCAUUGGGUUGCUUCAGCCUGUUAUUGAUGACUUGAAGAAGCCUGAUUAUGUGGAGAGGGUUGAGAUUAAGCAAUUCUCAUUGGGGGAUGAACCCUUGUCUGUUAGGAAUGUCGAGCGCAGGACUUCUCGCCGGGUGAAUGAUUUGCAGUACCAGAUAGGCCUUAGGUAUACUGGUGGUGCUCGUAUGCUGUUAAUGCUUUCUCUGAAAUUUGGCAUUAUUCCAAUUGUUGUGCCUGUUGGUGUUCGAGAUUUUGACAUUGAUGGAGAACUUUGGGUGAAAUUACGACUAAUACCAACAGCACCUUGGGUUGGAGCUGCUUCAUGGGCUUUUGUUUCCCUUCCAAAGAUCAAGUUUGAACUGUCUCCAUUCCGUUUAUUUAAUCUAAUGGCAAUUCCAGUACUCUCGAUGUUUUUGACCAAACUUCUCACAGUAGACUUGCCUAAACUAUUUGUGCGGCCAAAUAAAAUUGUUUUGGAUUUCCAGAAGGGAAAAGCUGUUGGUCCUGUUCCUAAUAUUAUUAAAUCUGGAGAAAUGCCUGAAGGAAGCAAGGAUUGUGUCGGUGAACUAUCUGUUACUCUUGUUGAUGCUCGAAAGCUUCCUUAUCUCUUCUAUGGCAAGACAGAUCCUUAUGUCAUUCUUAGCCUUGGAGAUCAAAUUAUACGCAGUAAAAAGAACAGUCAAACUACUGUCAUUGGGCCCCCUGGAAUGCCAAUUUGGAAUCAGGAUUUUCAUAUGCUUGUUAGCAACCCUAGAAAGCAGAAGUUGAGUAUCCAAGUAAAGGACGCACUGGGAUUUGCAGACUUGACUAUUGGUACGGGAGAGGUUGAUUUGGGAUCUCUUAAAGACACUGUACCAACAGAUAGAAUUGUAGUUUUACAAGGAGGUUGGGGUUUUUUAGGAAAGGGCUCCUCUGGGGAGAUAUUACUCCGGCUAACAUAUAAAGCAUACGUGGAGGAUGAGGAAGAUGACAAGACUGAGUUGGAUUCCAUUGAUCUUGAUGUGUCAGAUGACGAGUUGUCUGAUUCAGAAGAAGAAAGUCUCAGUAAUAAGAAGGGUGUUAGGGACCCUACAUACGAAGCAGACAAAGAAUCAUUUAUGGAUGUUUUGGCAGCAUUGAUUGUUAGUGAAGAAUUCCAAGGGAUAGUAGCAUCUGAAGCAGGGUUUACCAAAGCUGUGGAUAAUGGCUCAAAUAUAGGGUCCAAACUCUCCAACGUAUCAAAUUCUCCUGUUGUGAAUGCUGAACCAAUUCCUUCCAGUUCUGAUAAUUCCAAAGGUUCUGGAGGGUCAGCCUUAAUAUGGCUUGCUGUGAUUACUGGCAUAGCAUUACUAAUAGCUGUCAACAUUGGGGGUUCAAAUCUCUUCAAUCCAUAGCAUGGUAUUCUGCUGCAAAUAAUCUUGGGCUGGCAGGUUUUGCUGUAGGUUUUAAUCAGAAUAAUUUUUCUUUUAUCCACUAGCAUAGUAUUUGUAUAUCCAUGACUACUGCUGAUGGAGGAAAACAUCUACCGGCGGCACAUGAUUUUUGGCUUUGUGAUGUGAGAGCCCAAAUUUUAUUUCAGCUUAAAAAUGCAUUAAUUGUUUAUAUGCAAAUGCAAGGAUAUUGUUUUCUAUCUGGCAAUAAUAUAAUAGAAGAAUAGAAUUACAGGUGUUUCA